GAAGCGGCACUGUACUGUGCCAGGCAUAUCCUGUUGGCCAGUGCCUCGCUGGUCGCGGAAGUACCAUUGAUGGGCGUACUUCGUGGUGGUGGCGUGCCGUUUGCAGUCGCAUUCUGUGUAGAGGCCACAGAAGGCGGUCUCGAACUCUCCGAGUACUGGACCCUCUGUUGUUGUUGCUGCUGGGGUCCCUUGAGUUGA
Messenger RNA from Dibothriocephalus latus, 198 nucleotides. The record is from the annotation of a GenBank genome assembly. Lineage: Eukaryota; Metazoa; Platyhelminthes; Cestoda; Diphyllobothriidea; Diphyllobothriidae.